This is a messenger RNA of Cryptomeria japonica (Japanese cedar), 1527 nucleotides long. RefSeq names its product aspartyl protease AED3. Gene Ontology annotation, molecular function: aspartic-type endopeptidase activity. The record is from RefSeq and is a predicted model, not a curated record. Lineage: Eukaryota; Viridiplantae; Streptophyta; Pinopsida; Cupressales; Cupressaceae. Gene Ontology annotation, biological process: proteolysis. The transcript has a single exon. The coding region runs from base 59 to 1438 and encodes 459 amino acids.
AUGAGAAGAUAAUUGAUCUUCUUUAAUCGGACUGAAGAAGGAAGUUAGGGUUUUAGCCAUGGGUCUGCUUGUUCUUCAAUCAUUGGCAUUACUAGCGCUAUGUUGCUGGUCCUAUUCCUCAGCAGAGUUACUGCAAUCAUCCAAAGAGGAAAUGGGCUCAAUCAUAUCCAGGACAAAUAACGGGGCCAUAAGUUUUCCUCUGAUAAACAUUCAUAGUGAUGCAUCUCCAUUCCGUAGCUUGAAUUCCACAAGAUCUAGCCGUAUAACAGAGUGGCUGAAGAGCGACAUCCAUCGGCAACAAGCAUUAUUUCAGCAAAAGGAAAGCCCUAGUCAGACUGAGGCAGAGGGCGAAGUGCCAUUGGCUUCAGGAGCGGCCAUAGACAAUGGAAACUACAUAAUUAAACUGGGCUUUGGCACUCCGGCUCAGAUGAUAUACACAAUGGUGGACACGGGAAGCGAUAUUGCAUGGAUCCCAUGCAAUUCAUGCCGGAAUUGCAAAACCCACCAGAGUUUCGAGGCCCAAAAGUCAUCAACAUUCAAGCUCAUGUCCUGCUCUUCUGAUCAGUGCGGCCAAGUGAAGGGAAUCUGCAUGAGAGGUAAUAAGUGUGCGUUCGGUGAAGGGUAUUCGGAUGGAUCUGAGGUGAAGGCUCUGUUGUCCUCCGAUGAGCUCACAACGGGAGAAAAUGGCAAAGUUCACAUCUCAAGAUUCAUUUUUGGGUGCAGUAAUGCUCGGAGAGGAAAUUUGGAAAAAGCACCCGGUUUGGUCGGUUUAGGAAGGGGAACCCUUUCAUUUCUUUCUCAGACUGAGCCUAUGUAUGGGAAGGUAUUUUCAUAUUGUCUUCCUAGCAUAGACUCGAUGAGUUUUUCAGGGACUCUUAGCCUGGGAAAAGGAAGCCUGAGUUCCACACAGGGCUUGCGCUUUACGCCAUUGCUACCAAACCCAGCUGGAUUUGCCACCUAUUAUUAUGUAGGCUUAGUUGGAAUUUCAGUUGGUAAUGAGCGAUUUUUCAUGCCUAAGGAAAGUUCACAGCCGAGCUCUAAUGGAGGGGGCACUGUUAUAGAUUCGGGAACUGUUAUUACUCGAUUGGUCGAUCCCCUUUAUUGUCAAGUCCGUGAUUCUUUCCGUCGCCAAGUGAAAUCAACCAUGAUUGAUCCUGUCAUGUUUCUUGAUACCUGCUAUCGAAUUCCAUCUGGUGGGAAUUUUAUGGUUCCGGGAAUUACUUUGCAUUUUCAAGGAGGAUUGGACUUGGCCCUUCCCCGGGAGAGUGUUUUGAUUACUUUGGAUGACACUGGGUCUAUAUGUUUGGCUUUCGCUUCUGCAGGACCUGGGCCUGAGGCAAUAUCUGUGAUUGGAAAUUAUCAGCAACAGAAGUUAAGGAUUGUUUAUGAUGUACCAGGUUCUCGUCUUGGUAUUGUCCUAGAAAACUGCGACCGUUGAGGGACUUGCAUUGUUAUUGUGUUUGUAUCAGCUGAUGAGUAAAUAAAUAAUUGGAAACAAUAUACUGUUUUCCUUCAAUAACUCUUGUG